Molecule: messenger RNA, 273 nt
Organism: Metarhizium album ARSEF 1941
Lineage: Eukaryota; Fungi; Ascomycota; Sordariomycetes; Hypocreales; Clavicipitaceae
Product: Microsomal signal peptidase 12kDa subunit
Exons: 3
Coding region: 1-273 (90 amino acids)
Biological process (GO): protein targeting to ER
Cellular component (GO): signal peptidase complex; endoplasmic reticulum membrane
Source: RefSeq, a predicted model, not a curated record
AUGGCCGAGGAAAUUGUAGACAAAGUCCGGGACGUCGUAGAAGGGCAGAUUGACUUCGACGGACAGAGACGUGCCGAAGGGGUUGCCACCUUGCUUCUGGCUUUAUCUGCAUUACUGGCAUUCAAUAUCGGGUACCUGUACCAGGACAUUCAGAAGGCUAUGUACACUGGGUUAGGAGGAACUGCCUUGACCUUUAUUCUUGUUGUCCCUCCGUGGCCUUUCUACAACAAAAAUCCUGUGAAGUGGUUGCCUGCUGGCACUGGUUGGCAGUAA